AAUUUUUCAAGCAGAGCAUAAAAUGUAACUUAUUAUCACAUGAACAGGUGAAUUAGAUAGUUAUGUGAAGUGAGCAGCGAAAAAAUAGUGAAAAAGAUGAAAAUGUUCAAGUUGAAUGGCACUUUUCAUCAAACAUUGGCAGUAUUGGCAGUGGUCUUCAGCGAACUUUGUCUUGGAAUUGGCAUAGGAUGGCUGGCACCCACCUUAAUCCUAUUGCAAAAGUACAACACCCACGUGAUCUUGACAUUAGAAGAAUGUUCUUGGAUAGCGUCUAUCGAACACUUCGGUAAAAUCUUCGGAGCAUUAACGUCAGCUCUAUUGGUCGACGUAGUCGGACGUAAAUUUUUAUUAACAUUCACCGCAUUCGUAUUCUUCAUUCAGUGGCCCAUUGUAAUAUUCGCGAAAUCAGCAUUGGCAUUAUGCGCAAUCAGAAUAAUAUUCGGAUUUUCAUGGGGCCUGUUCGAGGGCGCGAAUACAGUCUACUUGGGUGAAACUUGCACUCCGAAGAUGAGAAGUAUACUCGGUACAAUUGCUAUUACAGCGGAUUACUUCGCAGUAAUGAUAGAACUAAUAAUCGCAACCUAUUUCUCGUUCACGACCACAGCCGUGAUAAAUUCAGCAAUAACGUUUUUGGCAUUUUUAUCUGCGUUCUGGUUAAAAGAACCGGCUCAAUUUUUGCUCAUGAAGGGAAACCACGACAAAGCAUUGGAAAACCUUAUGUGGUUACGAGGAGUAACCGAUCCUAAUGACGUGAAAACCGAAUUCGAAGAAAUUAGUCAGGACGUGGCGAAAGAAAGAUCCAAAAAAUCAUCUCUAAAGGAAACUCUCACAGCUCCUGCAAAUUACAAAAGUGUAUGUUUACUCGUCAUCAUCUAUGGUUUAGUGGCAUCCGCCGGAUACUUUCCUGUAAUGUCCUAUUCUGCCAUGUUUUUCUCCGAAACAAACGUCUUCACAUCGAAAGAACUGACUAUUCUGCUGGGAAUGUCUCAAUUUUUGGUCGUUUGCGUUACAUCGUUCGUUAUCGAUCGAUUCAACAGAAGAUCCAUUAUAAUGAUCUCAUUUUCGAUCAUAUCCCUAGCCCAUGCUGGCUCAGCUCUUUUAUACUACGUCAACGAUAAAAUCUACCCAGUUCCGUACUUCUCUUGGCUAAUUUUUAUCACUAUGAAUAUUUUUGUCGGCGUGUUCGCCUUCAUGUAUCCGGCCAUUUUCUUAAUCCGGAGCGAACUUUUCCCUUUGAGUAUCAAGGCGGUGGGAGGGUGCUCGGCGAUUAUCAGUUUUGGUGUUUUCAGUCUGCUGACUACGAAAAUGUUCAUUUCGAUUCUCACAGCUUUUGGUAUUUACGUGAAUUUCGUGAUUUUCUCCGUGAUCAGCGCUGCGCUGGUCAUUUUCGUGUACUUUUUCUUACCUGAGACUAGGAAUAAGUCUCUGAUCGAAAUACAAAAGGUUUGGGCGAAAGAGGAUUAAAGAUCAUUCAAUAAGACCAAAUGCAUGGAUAUGGUUUUGGGAAAAGAAGUGAUUUCAUUACUCGAUCGAAAAAAGUUUUUAAAAAAAAGUGUAAAAGAGACAACAUUCAAGACAAUAUUUGAUGUUCUUGAGUAGCUAGACUAACCUUUUACAAUCAGGCUAAGGUAUCAUCAUUUUUAUUUCAUCUUCUUGGGGGGAGGGGGGAGACAAAAACAAAAAAAAACAGCACAGAAAAUUUGAGGUAAGAAUAAAAAUUGAAAAAACAAUUUGAUUGAAUAGAAUCAGUGUAUUUUGCUGAAAACUAUUAGUUUUUUCUAAGGAAGAACUUUUGUAACAUUAUCAAGUAAAUAUUGUAGAAGCAAUUAAUAAACAUACAUAUUAAGCAAGGCUGACAUUUCUUUCGAUUAUUAUAUCGUAUUAUUCUCUCAGCAUUACUUUUAAAUCCACCUACCGGCACUCACCGGCAGUUUGUAAAUUGUUUUGGUCCAAAUCUCUAUCACUUCAUAGUAAAUUUCAUUCCUUGUAGUUUUGAUCUCUUUAUCAGAAGUACAUUUGGAAGCAAAAGUAGAUAACGCGAAAAAUUUUAGAUAAGAUAUUUGCCAGAAAUAACAUGUACUGUGAUAGAAUAUUUCAGACAGAGCAUAAUAAUGUUACAUGAGCACUGAGCAAGUAGAAUAUUUAUCUAUGUGUAAGUAGGCAGCGAAAAAAUUAUUUUAAAAUACGAAAAUGCUCAAGUUGAAAGGAACUUUCCAUCAAACAUUGGCAGUAUUAGCAGGUAAUAUUUACAUUAUACUAAAAUCUUUAUUGGUAGUUUAUGGUGCAGCAGUCUAAACGUAGAUAGGAAUUUAUCUAAUUUUGGUAUACAAUUUUUAAUAGGUACUUAAUUCAAAAUUUUGAACGCUUACCACUUCAAACAUCAAAAAAAAUGAGUGAUUAUUUUUUUGAUGUCCAGAAAAUUAAAUUUUCUACAUUCUGGGCAUCCUUUAUUAGAUAUAGACACUAUUUGUAAGAUCUAGGAAUGACAUUAGAGUGGUAUUAUUCAUACUGAAAAAAUCUAUGGAAAAAAUUGUGAAAUAAGUAUGUGAAAAAUGACAAUAAAAGUACAGUCCUAGCCUAUAAUUUAAAA
Messenger RNA from Planococcus citri (citrus mealybug), 2590 nucleotides. RefSeq names its product facilitated trehalose transporter Tret1-like. The record is from RefSeq and is a predicted model, not a curated record. Gene Ontology annotation, biological process: transmembrane transport. NCBI's taxonomy places the organism in Eukaryota, Metazoa, Arthropoda, Insecta, Hemiptera, Pseudococcidae. Gene Ontology annotation, cellular component: membrane. The coding region runs from base 97 to 1464 and encodes 455 amino acids. The transcript has 2 exons. Gene Ontology annotation, molecular function: transmembrane transporter activity.